Pleurotus ostreatus (oyster mushroom) is the source of this 2409-nucleotide messenger RNA. RefSeq lists its product as uncharacterized. Gene Ontology annotation, molecular function: protein phosphatase 1 binding; glycogen binding. The transcript has 2 exons. Gene Ontology annotation, cellular component: protein phosphatase type 1 complex. The record is from RefSeq and is a predicted model, not a curated record. Lineage: Eukaryota; Fungi; Basidiomycota; Agaricomycetes; Agaricales; Pleurotaceae. Bases 1 to 2409 code for a protein of 802 amino acids. Gene Ontology annotation, biological process: regulation of glycogen biosynthetic process.
AUGUCUGCCACCACUCAUAUCAGAAUGUCUCCGACGCCGGGUCGUCCAUUUUCUUUGGCCUCGAACUCUGCGGGGGCCCCGCUUCCCCUUAUCCCUCGUCGCUCUGCCAUCCGCUCGAAUAGUACACCUGCAUCUGCACAGGGCUCUCCGCCUAACGCCACGCCCAUUAAAGUUGUUGUUGAAGGGCCCUCGCCAAGCAAGGAAUAUCCAAAAAAUUCCUUCAACACUAAUUUCCCUACUGCUUCGACCGCCGCGAGCGGUAUCACUCCUCCUGUGAGAAGGAGGGUCGUACCCUCACGAUCAGUUCCCACCCUAUGUCCACCGGAACAUUCGACUCCCACUCCUGCUGUCUCCCUUGCGAAUGUCAACAAUCAUCCACCAUUACUGGACACCGGCGACGAUGCUACACCUCGUGCUUCGACGUCAAAACCACUCACUUAUCAACCUGGAGUUUCGCUUCGUCUCAAUCUCGACUCGCUAAAGAACAGAAGUCUAUCCGAAUCGCGCAUUGAUGGCUUAUCCGGGGAGGACUCAUUCGAAAUCCCACCAGCCGUAGAAGCCCAAUUGAUUCGCAAGAAGUCUGGCCAACUAGUGAAAUCUUCGUUGAAGAGGUCAAAGUCUUCAGAUCGUGCUAGUCUGUCGGUGAUGAUGUUUGCCGGCCCCAGCAAAAGCGAGCCCACCACGCCCAAGGCUGUUCACUUUGACGCGAAAUUAGAGCAUGUUAAGCUCUUUCUCGCCCAACAGAAGCCUUUGGCAGUUUCCCGCGACGGCAGUCCCACAGAUGAUACGAGUGGCACUGAAAGCGACUUCCCGUCUUUCAUCUUCGGGAGCGCCGACGAGCGUAACGCUCGACGAAAUUUGACGAUGAAAGUCACCAACAUGCCGAUCAUCAUCAACACCGUUCACGACGUUGCCUUGGAGGAGUUGAAGCUUUCGUCGGACAUGACCAGCAUCGAAGGGCGCGUCCGUCUAAAGAAUAUCGCUUAUCACAAACAACUGGGAGUUCGAUUUACUUUUGACGCAUGGCAAACAACGAGCGAAGUCUUCGGUAAAUAUUCCGAACCAAUCAACAAGAACUUCGACCGUUUCACAUUUUCCAUUCGUCUCAAUGAUUUGCUCGCGCGUAUCGACGGCAAGACAUUGCUCUUGGCGUUGAGAUAUACGGUUGAUGGGCAGGAAACAUGGGACAAUAACAGCUGCCAGAACUACCAAGCCAUCUUUAGUACGAAAAGACAGCCAAAGAAUCGACCCGAUGACUCGAGUUCUGCUAGCGACGCCGCUGAUCUGAAGGUUAGACUUGAGAAGGUAGUGCGGGGGCGAGAGGCAGGCCCGGCUACGCCAACUCCUCGAGUUUCGCGGCAGCCUGGCUCACGAUCUAACUCGAGCUCAAGCUCAUCAGACAGUGACAAGCCCCUCGAGUUCAAGACAAAUGGGUCUUUAGCUUCUCGCUAUGACUUGGGCUCGUCACUUCGUGCACCAUGGAAAUCGCCUGUGCCAGCGUAUACCCCUCCCCCGCAGCAUUCUCGUACUCGAUCACACCCGUCCACGUCUCCAUCACAAACCAGCAUACCAUGGCCAAGUAAAAUUGUCACUACUCCCACUACGCAAUACAAUAAAAGCAAGGCUGAGCUGGGGUCCCCUCGAGACUUGUCCAACGACGACCACUUCCGCUUGGUGGGAACCCGUUUACACACUUCACCGGAGUCGGAAAACAUCCCUUUUCCUGUUAUGAAACCUCCGGUGGCGAAAGAGCAACGGGCGUCGAGGAAUCAUCAACGCGGGGGCUACUUUGAUGUAGGAGCAAACUUUGAAACUGGAGUGCGGAAGACACCGCCUGGGUCGCCGAAGUCAACCGCAGUGGAUAGUGUUUCGGGACUGGCGAGCCCAAGGUCGAUAUCCUUCCCACCCUCAGAUGGUUCCCUCCUUCCUCGUCCGCUUUUCUCUACACCAACCGCUUUGGAUUUGACACCACGCCAAGGUCUGUUCGCUCUAGAGACAGGCGGGGAUAGCGAAAGCUCAACACCAACCUUCAUCCCGUCUUCAGAAUCUUCGAGAUCUUCAACCCCGUCCCCUACCGAUUUCGCUUUCACAUCACUCGUUGAUGGCUUCGUUGAUCAAUUACCUCCGGCCAACGCGCCGGUUGAUUACCGCCAGUUGAUUGACAAAUUCUGCUUCUAUACUGGAACCGACACUCUUCCAUUACGCCCAUCCAGCGCAUCCAGCGUUGACGAUUUCUUUUCAUCACAAUCCCCCCGCCUGCAAGGAUCCGCUCAUAAAUUUAGCUCUCCGCCGUUGACGGCGCGGUCGAAUAGCGAUGAUAUGAUUGUUUGCCGGAGUGGGUCAGCCACGCCUGUCGACCGCAGGACUUCACCGCUUGGGUCUCGGUCUCCAACGCCGAUCGCAGCCUAA